Branchiostoma belcheri (Belcher's lancelet) is the source of this 2837-nucleotide messenger RNA. RefSeq lists its product as uncharacterized. The record is from RefSeq and is a predicted model, not a curated record. The coding region runs from base 599 to 1930 and encodes 443 amino acids. The transcript is spliced from 2 exons. Lineage: Eukaryota; Metazoa; Chordata; Leptocardii; Amphioxiformes; Branchiostomatidae.
GCUUGCGGCUGUGAGUGGAUGAACACAUGCUGUGGCGGAGAAGUGCUUAACUCCAAGCAGAUAUUUGGUGGCGGAUUGGUCACUGUCUGGCCAAAGGGAUACUGCCUGUCGAUCGGUCGGUCGGUCGGUUGGUUGGUUGGUUGGUUGGUUACGGUUUGCCACCCUCUGCUUGGAGAUUAAAGCAGUCCGGAUCGAAGCCGGAUCAAAUCGAGUAGAUGACCAAAGAUCAAAGCGAAUCUAUUCUGCUCGAUCCGGCCAAUUCUUUCCUAGUAGGAAAAGGAAGGCCCGCGGGAAGCGAUGAUGCGGACGAAUCAGCUCACCUGGCUGCCAGACGGCAGCUCUUUGAUUGUUGGCAGAGCUUCGGAAUCAAAUAAUAGCCAGGGACUAGAAGUGAUUUAGGCUUGAUAGGAGAGCGGCGCAGCGGAGCAGUCUACCCACACAAGAUUGCUGAACGCAGGGGCGGAGCACGCUAAUUGUGAAAUUACAUGGAAACCACCCGUAGCGAUCUCGUGAAUGGUUAUGUUCGCGCAGGCAUUUGUGCAGUCCCUGUCGUGUCUCCCGGUCCCUGAGACAUCCCCUGCGAGCCAACGCGACAGAGAUGAGCCGACCGAGCGACAGCCACGUAAUCAGCAUUCCGGAGGCAAGGACAGCCACCGCCAUGGACGACGCAAAUUCCUUCUUCUUCUCCACUUCGGAACAUUCUUCCUGCUACGAGUUGCCGUCGAUACACAACAUCGCAUCCUUUAACAGUGACAGCGACCCGUCUGUCAACGAACUUGGAUACUCUUCAAACGAAAGCUGUUUCUCCGUGCACAAUGUCACUGCCACUUGUCUUGAGGGGCAAGAAUCACAGAAGCCGUGUGGAAGCACACUUUCCCGCGACGCUGUCAGCGAUGGGCCGCCGUCGGGCGCCACCACUACUACCGGUACCACACCGACGUCUACAUCGUCCACAUCCGCCGAUCCACAGUGCGACCUCCUGAUGUUUCUCAACGUGGCAUCAAACAGCAUCAUGCGGACGCUGGAAAAACCGCGGCGUCUGGCGGGACUGAAGAAGCGGAAGGUGAACCACCGCAGAUUCAUCGAGAAACAGCUCCACAAGAAACACAUGGCCUACCCCCAGUUCCACUCCAAGGUCCGCAGCGUCAAGUCCAAAGAGUUCAAACAGAUGAGAGCGAAUCACUCUGUCUCCAGUACCACACCGUCCUCCAGCGUUCCCUCCAUCAACCCCGCCAUCUUCAACAAUAACUUCAUAGACUGUCCUGGACCAGAGCGGCAGAACCAACACUGGGAGUGCUUCCAAAACGACCACGCCUUCCCUGCCGGUCAGCUGCUGGACCCUGACCAGCUGUGUGACCCGCUGAAUUCCGACAUGUCUUUCGAGUCCGACUCUUUGGAGCUUUCCGACGAGGCCAUCGACAACCUGAUGCGGCUGUGCGACAUGGUGAGCGCCGGCAGUGAUGACGUGCCGCCACAACCGUGCGACUUCACCGGCUUCGACUCGUUGGCAGCAGACUCGAGCAGCUCCAAUGACUCCCUGUCAGAAUUCUCCAUGUUCUUCGACUCUCCCCUCGGGACGCCAAGCAGCGGGGAUUUCUACGGUCUCGGCUCAGACUGCCCGCCCUUUGGCGCCGCCAACCCGCCCGAGAUAAGCUCAAUCCUCGACCAAACCACCGACGGCAUCCUCCACACUUCCCCAACCUCCGCGUAUGACCAAAACACUCCAGACUGUGACGGACUAUCCUUCCAAAUGCUGACGGAAGACAGCUACAGAAAACUGCCGGCCUGCAUGUACGACCAACGCGCAGGCCACGACUUGGAAAAAACAAUGAGUGACACCAACGUGCAAGAUGUGAUGAUGCAACAAGAAGUGGGACCAGAUAUCACAUCAUUCAGCCUAGAGGAUAUAGGGUUGCCCUUCCUGUUCUAGAUGUGCAAUAUUUCACUGCCACAUUCAGUUUAGAAAGGACGGAUUGUGGUUAUAUAGAAAACGGGUCGAUACAAAACGGGAAAGCUACGCGGACACUUGAAAUGACAAGUGUUAUUUCGAUUCAUCUGUAACUUACACAUCUACUGUGUCAUCUUUGGUUGAUGACAUUAAGGUUAAUUAAGGUUUAAGACACAGAGGUCUUACAAAUUGCACUCAAGAAAGUCGUUUGAUUUUGUGUUGAAAGUGCUGCAAACAUUCAGGUAAUUGCUGAUGGUUUCCAUGGUUACACAUGGCUGUAAGGAUGUUUGUGUUGAUCUAUUUAUUUAUUUAUCGAGAUUUACCACAUUGUGGAGUAUGUAUGUAAUUGUGUAAUACCAUCAAUUAUCAUUUAAGACUUAAUCAGAUAAAAACAUGGUUGUUCGUGUUGUUGCUAUGUUCAUCACUGAAUAUGAAAAUGUUGCAAUAUUUAAGUUUUUGCAAUGAUGAAAGUGUGUUUUUUUAGCUCUCCUAUUGCUCGCUAUAAGACUAGUAAUGUAUGAGAGCGCUACCAAACAAAACAGUAUCUUAGAAAUGGAUUAGAGAUUAGAACCUGGGUCUUUCUCACCUAAUGCCUUUUAAUUCCAUUGUAUAAUUGGGAAGAUGCUGGGCUAUCACACCAAUAAACACUGUACAUCUGUAUACAUGAACCUUGCUUGAUGCUUCAAUGUAGCACCUUGUACCUGCAAGCUACGCUGGUUUCCAGGAAACUGAUUAGCGCUGUCCUAAACAGAUUUACACCUACGAGUCACACACGAAACAGACCAAUAUGUAAGAAUAUCCAUGCUACUAUUUGUGACAGCAUGAUACCAAGCAGUGCUUUAAAAGUGAAAGUUCAUCCCCACUGUUCGUUAACUCCCAAAAUGGUGUU